AUGCAUACAAAAUCGUUUUCUUACUUUAGUACAGAAUCUAUUCUCGAAGCGUCGGGCGACGUCGACGCCGGCGCCUCGAUUCCUACCGCGCGGUUCGACGACGUGACAGUCGUCGCUAGAACACACCGUCAUAGAACACGUGUAUAUCGAGCCCGUCGUCGUUCAGACGAGCGGACCGUGCAGGUCACAGAUACGAACGACGCUCCGGAGGGGUGGGGGCGGCGCGGCGGCCGCCUCACCGCCACUCGGAGAUGGCCGCCACCGUGGUGCUGGGCUGCCCGGCCGCGCCCGCCGUGCCUGACGCCACCGCGCCCACCGCUGCCGGGAAACGCUCACAUAUCAUAUUCAUCUCUUCACCCAAUAUCGUAA
Arctia plantaginis is the source of this 369-nucleotide messenger RNA. The record is from the annotation of a GenBank genome assembly. NCBI's taxonomy places the organism in Eukaryota, Metazoa, Arthropoda, Insecta, Lepidoptera, Erebidae.